This is a messenger RNA of Dibothriocephalus latus, 414 nucleotides long. Lineage: Eukaryota; Metazoa; Platyhelminthes; Cestoda; Diphyllobothriidea; Diphyllobothriidae. The record is from the annotation of a GenBank genome assembly.
GCUUAUUUACAAGUUUUUGACUACGAGUGGCACGACUGUGAUCGCGUGGCAGACCUCUUCGAAGCCUCCAAUUGUUUGAACGCGGAUGAUCGAUCGACGCUGCUGCGUUUACUUGCGCUGGCGCGGCACAACAUACCCCUGAAUGAGGGGGUGCUCAUCUAUCCCAGUUUCAAGACACAGACAAGCAACAACGACGUAAACAGUGGCAGUCUCGAUCCUCAGGAGUUAUACACAAAGCUGGUAACUCUUCACCUGCAAAGACAGGCCCGCGAACUGCUCGAGCGAGAACCAGUCAUUGCCACAACCACCGCCAAUGCGACUAUGGAACCGACGCUUGAACCGCCUACUGCCGCAGCCGCAGCCACCGCCACCACAGAGACCUCUCACCGGGAUGCUCUGUCCGAGGUGAUUUAA